CCUCCCCCAACUGGAUGCCUUGGUAGCCAAUCAGAAAGAGGCUACAGCCGUCUGGUGGGAUUUCUGAGGCACUGCACCACCAGACAAUCUUCAAAACGACCUUGACAGAUCAGAGAACUGGGCCAAAACAAACAAGAUGAAAUUUAACAGGGAGAAAUUGUGUUAGCCUGACACCAUGGCGGGUGAAGAAAAUAUCUCCGUAAGGAAUCGCCGAUCAACUUAUGAGACGGCAGAAGAGAAAGAAGACUUAUCAAAGAGGCAUGAAGCAGACUGGUCUUUCCCACAAUCAAGCAAUGGUCAUGUUGACGUUGACCAUUUGGUCACUCGAAAGAUGCAGCUUUUGGUGGAGGCUGAGCAAAUGAAGCCAGCUUUCAUGCAGCGAAUCGACAGCCACUUUACAGAAUUCGUGAAUGGCUUGAUUGCAAAGUCCGUGCAGCUUGAGUCUUCGCCCCCUGCCUUCCAAGCCCUGUGCUCAGAGAAAGACGGUGGCUUCAAAAGCAAAGGAUCAAGAGCACCUCCAGAACAUGGAAAAGUUUUUGUUGUUAGAAAGUCUGUCUUGGAUGAGCUAUUUGAAAUGAAAGACAUCCGGACCAUACAUCAUGUGUUCAUUGCUUUCUUCAUCAUGAUCAUUCUCUGCACCCUCAUAGUAGACUCCAUUGAUGAAGGAAGGUUGGUGGUGAAGUUUGAUCUCCUGGUCUACGCUUUUGGCAAAUCUUCUGUCGUUUUUUCCACUUGGCUUUACAUGUUCCUGUCCACCCUGACUGUGCCCUAUGGGCUCUUCCUGCUGUGGGCCCAGGGCUACCAUGGUUCCUCCCACAAGACAAUCCGCUCCACUUUCUUUGGGGGUCUCUUCACGAUCUUCCAGAUAUUUGGGCUUGGAGUGGGACCAGCUUACAUAGCCAUCGCUUACAAUUUACCACCAGCCUCUGCUGCCAUAGUGAUCUUUGAGCAGGUGCGCCUGCUGAUGAAAGGCUACUCUUUCAUUAGGGAGAAUACUUCUCGAAUACUUUCCUUUACGCCACAGAAGACAAACACCGUUCAAGUUCCUAAAGUUUCCCAGUACCUGUAUUUCCUCUUUGCUCCCACCCUUAUUUACAGAGAUGCCUAUCCCCGAAAUCCUACAAUAAGAUGGAGCUAUGUAGCUACCAUGUUUGCAGAGGUCCUUGCGUCACUCUUCUAUGUGCACUAUAUAAGUGAAAUAUACAUCUUUCCUGUAUUUCGGAAAUAUGGCGGAGAGCACUUUAAUGUACGAGGGCUGGUCCUUUGCAUCUUGCACACCAUGCUUCCAAGUUCAUUGGCGACAAUAACCUUAUAUUAUUUACUCCUUCACUGCUGGCAGAAUGCUUUUGCUGAGAUGCUGCGCUUUGCUGACAGAAUGUUCUACAAGGACUGGUGGAAUUCUACAUCUUAUGCAAGCUAUUUCCGAACCAUGAAUGUGGUGGUGUAUGACUGGCUGUAUUACUAUGCAUACAAAGAUUUCCUUUGGUUAUUUGGGAAGAAAUUCAAAGCAGUCGCUAUGCUGUCGGUCUUCCUUUUUUCCGCCGUUGUGCAUGAAUACAUCCUGGCGAUGACCUUUGGUUUCUUCUGUCCAGUAUUAUUGUUCGUCUACAUGUGUUUUGGACCGUUUUUCAACUUCAUUCUCAGCGACCGUCGGAAAAGCCCCAUUUGGACGGUGAUCCUGUGGCUUACGCUUGGGCUUGGUACGACUAUGAUACUUUACCUCUACAGCCUGGAAUGGAAUGCCCAUAAGCACUGCCCUUUGAAAAAUCCCACUUUCCUUGACUAUGUGAAACCGCGUUCCUGGACUUGCCAUCUUAAGGUCUGACACCCUUUGGGAUAUCCCUCCACGUCAAGGCCAGAAGAUGCUUGUCUUUUAAACAAUGACAACAAGUUGGGCUAGCGUGUUGAAAUGACUGCAGACUUUUUAAAGGGAAACUGUCUUUAGUUAUGGCAAAAGUGGGUGCUGUCUGCUACUAAGGGCUGUAUCAUUCCCAUUUUAACCAGAACCAGUGUCUUCAGGGGUUCCUGCUCUCUAGCUAAGGACCCAAGCGGACCUGAUGCUGUUUAUUGCAAUUAGUUCUUUUGAAAAUAAUAGCAUCUGUCAAGCCCCAAUGUGGAUUGGAAUUGAGGCAUAGGGCUGGGGAGCUUUAACAAUAGGCUGCCGGUUUUGAUUAGGGGGAUCCCCACAGUGCUAUGUGGAUUAAAAUUUUUAUAAGCAGCAAAAUGCUGCCUUUUGCUACGUGUCCAGUUUUAAGUUUUUUGCAUUCCUCACUGAGGAUUACUGCAGCGAUUUGGAGGGCAAAUGCAGUUUGUGUUGAAGAACCUAGAGAGUGUGUUGGCUUGAAAUGAUCAUGCUGCUCCACUUAAAACGCUGGUUUACUUUGUGAGACAGCCUUGGGUGGGUGGUGUGCUUAGAGCUACAGAAGGAGGGACUGUGUCAUUGUGAAAAACAAUACCCCUAUAUUGCUGACUGUUCACUGUGUAGUCUAUAAUCUGGAGCUUUUCUCUCAGCCGCCCUAAAGUGCAUUUCUGACAUGUUCUAAGAGUGCGGGGGGG
Messenger RNA from Podarcis muralis (Common wall lizard), 2556 nucleotides. The record is from RefSeq and is a predicted model, not a curated record. Lineage: Eukaryota; Metazoa; Chordata; Lepidosauria; Squamata; Lacertidae.